UUUUGUAAAUCAAGUGGGUGGCACUGCAUACAGGUGCUAUAUCUGAAUGUGACUUGUGUCAAACACAGUAGGCAGAGCUAUGGAAAUGACUGCAGCAGAAAUCGACUUUGAUAUAUGUAAGGUACUGGAUGGAGUCUUACAUUUUGAAGAUAUAUGUAGCUUACAGACAGAUGCAUGGAAAAAGUCAAAGAAAAGUAUAACAGGAGUUAUUGAGAACUUUUUUAAGCAAUGCUUGGAAGCUCAUCCUGAUGACCCUGAUGGUGCAGUCUUUGGUAAUCCAGGAUCAGACUGUCAAAUCUUUCAGCUUCAGAUCUAUAAAACCACUAGUAUAACUGAUGGACUUUCUGUGGCUUUCACUAUAAAACGUAAGGAUGAGAAAUACUACAUGUGCUGUACAGAAGACAUGAAGCUUUACUUCAAGAAAGGAGACUGUCCCGACGUCAUUGCAGGAAACCGCAGUGAAAUCAUCUUUUUUCAGAAAGAAUUCAGUGAAGGAAACAGCUACUUCAAGUUCCAAUCAUCCUUACAAGCGGACUAUUAUUUAGCAGUCAGUGACGAAGGUGGAAAACAGAAACUAAUCCUCCAGAAAUCUGAGGGGUUCAAUGAAAGACAAAAGUUUAAUAUAGAAUGGUAAAAGUUAUAUAUGCUAACCGCAAGCUCAGUACCAUAUGCUUUCACACUUGCGGAACUGCCUGCCUGAUCCAACAGGAUCCUGAUCCGUCUUUAUGCCGGCUCUGUCUUUCCCGUGUCAUCCGGAAAAACGGAUCCGGCAUUUAUUUUUUUCACCUUUUUUUCAGUCUGCAUGCGCAGACCAGAAGGACGGGUCCGGCAUUGCGGUAUUUUGAAUGCCGGAUCCGGCACUAAUA
Messenger RNA from Bufo gargarizans (Asiatic toad), 866 nucleotides. Its product is annotated as interleukin-18-like. The record is from RefSeq and is a predicted model, not a curated record. Gene Ontology annotation, biological process: inflammatory response; immune response. The transcript is spliced from 5 exons. The coding region runs from base 80 to 634 and encodes 184 amino acids. Gene Ontology annotation, molecular function: cytokine activity. Lineage: Eukaryota; Metazoa; Chordata; Amphibia; Anura; Bufonidae.